UUCCCCGUGCAUUUUUAGCGGCUUGUGUCUUUCUUUUUAUUAUUAUUUUUUCUUUUUCUUUCUAUCUUUCUUUUUUCAAAUUCGGGCAACCAUUCUUUUUAUUUCAUCAUUCUUACUUUUUUACCGCCCCCUCGAACGCCAUGGUUUCUAGGAAUUAUAUAUUCAGCCUCCUUUUACGGUAUAGCAUUGUUUUAUUGUUUUAGUUGCGCAAGCCCAUUUUGCUUUCCUUAGUUAGUUUUCGGACAUGCAUUCUUCGUCUCAUGUUUCCUUUCCAUUUGCUGAAUAUUGUUUCUUCGUUUGUCUCUUCUUCUCUUCCUCCGUUACUCUUUCUCGCAAGUGUCCCUGCCUUUCGCUCUCCGUUUUCACCUCGUCUCUCUGGUAAGCGUUCUCCAAAAUCCCUCGAAAAGGAGAGAGAGAGAAAAAAAAAAAAAAAAAGAGUUAAAAAAGGCGACCUUCUUGAUUUACCUCUUGUUGAUUUAUAUUCUAUCAUUUCUUCUUUCCAUGCUUGACUAUUCUUAGCCGCGUGCUCCUUAACCUGGCAAAUUCUAGCCGUAUCCUCUCUUUACCAUACCCAUUCACAACCGCUGAGAGCUCCCCAUCUCUCCACGCUCAUCCUUUAUCAUAUAUUCAAAACUUCUUGACUUAUCUAUUCUCCCACCCACAGCGUGCUUGAUAUCCCCGCAUCCAAAAAAAAGGCCCCUUUAUCUUGAUUUCUCACUUCUUCAAUCUUCUUUACCCCUUAGUGCUAUUGCCCCCUGUCGCCUUCCCCCCUUUAACAAAUUUGGGCUUAAAUCAUGUUCAUUGAUUCCGUUUUCGUCGUUUGCUGUGCUACUAUUUGUCUGCUUCGCUGUUUGCGUCUCAUCGCUAGUUUUCUCCCCAUAGGCUUGUAUACGCUUUCUUUUCGUUUCUUUUCUUCUCUCUUCUAUUCUUCCUUCACCUUUCUUUCUCGUUUUAUCAAGGGUCAAAGUCAUUCUUCGAACUUCCAAAACAUACGCAAUGCAAAAAAAAGCAAGCAAAAAAAGAUGUCUGUUUGGUUUUUUUUUGACCUUUCUUUCAUGCUCUCUUACGUUUCUCGAACGCUUAUUUUUAUUCUCCCUCCCACAUUUCUUUCUCUUCUCUUCUUUUCUUUUACUUUGCUUGAUAUCACUAUUCUUAUCUAUACUAUUUUAUAUUAUCACGGUGGAAAUGAAAUAAGUAAUCUACGUGCGGUAUCCCUGUUUAACUUCGCAUAUUUUCAUACUGGUAUAUUUCCUAAUUUGUUCCCUGCCCUCCUCCAUUUUCCCCUUUACACCCGCCCUUGUCUUUUCUCAUAGAGAAAGACCUUGAUAUUGUAUUUCCGGGACUUAUUUAUAUCAACUAUCUCCAGGAUACUUCAGACAGCGAUGUCACCUUUUUUUAUUUCUUCCGCUAUCGGCUUCUUAAAUCAUAUCUUCCUUUUAUUUAACGUUCGUUAGACGAAAAAACACUUUUUGGUUAACACUUCAUGGUAUUAGAGCGCCCCAGGAAUGAUUUCUCCUUCUAAAUAUUCGAGAUCACGUGAUUCGCUCCUCCAGCUUCCCCAAAAAACAACCUCCGCAACUAUUUGAUUGAUCAUCUAGAGAUAUCUCACAACUGCUGUGACUCCUACAUGAAAAUCACAUAUUAUUAUAACCCAUUGAUGCUGAAAACUCCUUAUCGGAGAACAAAAGAAAGAUUUCUCGCCCCACCAGGCAAAAAAAUUGAUCGACGAGCAGCUACGUGAGAAUGGCAAUUACCAUUCUGCCGCCCUCCAUGCCAGAGGAGGAAUACAGCUCUUCAGAAGAUGAAUCAAGAGACUCCGAAGGCGAUGUUGACAUGUCUGGUGGCAAUGCGCGACCUGCAAAACGUCUCCGUCUCUCUAAGGGCGGAAUAGUCACACCGGGAGAAGUUGUGACAGAUGAUCCUCAAUGGAUGAGAGGCCACGGCACCUUCACCCGUCCGGCACACAACCCCUUCCACAUCACCACCCCCUCAACCUCCUCUAGCACAUCAAACACAAUCAUAGCCACCGUCGCCGGCACCGUUCAAAAAACCAACAAACUCCUCUCCGUCCAACCACUGCGAGCCCGCUACACGCCCGAAAUCGGCGACCUAGUCAUCGGCCGCAUCGUCGAAGUGCAAUCGCGGCGGUGGAAAGUUGACGUCGCAGCACCCUUACUCGCCCAACUACCGCUAUCCGCCAUAAACCUUCCCGGCGGUAUCCUGCGCAAGCGCACGACGGCUGAUGAGCUGCAGAUCCGCUCGUUUUUCAACGAGGGCGAUUUGCUGGUCGCGGAGGUGCAGGCGGUCCAUCAGGAUGGGGCUGCGUCGUUACAUACCCGCUCGUUGAAAUAUGGCAAGUUGCGCAAUGGGGUGUUUUUGGCCGUCGGUGGUAUGAGUGCGGCGGGUGGUGUGGUUAGGGGGAGUGGGGUCGUUAGGUCCCGGAGACAGGUGUGGACGUUCCCGGCGUCGCACGGUGCUGGGGAAAUUGAUGUUGUACUGGGGGUUAAUGGGUAUAUUUGGAUUUCGAAACAUGUUGGUGAUGGGGCUGUGGGUGGUGCCGCUGGUGGAGAUGUGUCAAUUACGCGCUUGGAGGAGAUGGUCAGUAGUGCCAUAUACUCGAGUCAGAAUGAUGAAAUUGGAUUGGCCACGAGGAGGGAGAUUGCACGGCUAUGCGGGUGCAUUCGGGUGCUUGUGGAGGGUGGAGUUAAGGUUGAUGAAGACACGGUUAUGAAGGCGUAUCGUGCGAGUUUGGAAAUUGAAUUGGAAGUAGGGGAUGAAGAGGAAGAUGGAGAGGGGAGGGAGGGCAGAGAUUAUCUGGGCGGUGAGAAGGCGAAGAGAGUUGUUAAUGCGGCGUUAGGGAGGUAAUCAUAGGAUACGACUUGAUAAUAAAUGAGAUCUACUAAUCUGAUCCAAAACGGAGAUCCAAGCCUAUCUAUCCUUUAAGCGUUAAUUUUGUAUUGCUCCCUCGUACACAGUAUUUAUACUAUCUAUCUACUUCAAAAAUAAAAAAGUAAAACAACAGGAGUUUAAAUAACUAGUCUCUCAGGAAAAAAACUAGUACAUAGGGUGUAUCAACAACUAGAAAUUCUACAGAGUCAUGGACAACUAGCGCGCUUCUUGAACCGCCCAAACAAACCC
This is a messenger RNA of Blastomyces gilchristii SLH14081, 3138 nucleotides long. RefSeq names its product exosome complex component RRP4. NCBI's taxonomy places the organism in Eukaryota, Fungi, Ascomycota, Eurotiomycetes, Onygenales, Ajellomycetaceae. The transcript is spliced from 2 exons. The coding region runs from base 1744 to 2865 and encodes 373 amino acids. Gene Ontology annotation, biological process: TRAMP-dependent tRNA surveillance pathway; U4 snRNA 3'-end processing; exonucleolytic trimming to generate mature 3'-end of 5.8S rRNA from tricistronic rRNA transcript (SSU-rRNA, 5.8S rRNA, LSU-rRNA). The record is from RefSeq and is a predicted model, not a curated record. Gene Ontology annotation, cellular component: cytoplasmic exosome (RNase complex); nuclear exosome (RNase complex). Gene Ontology annotation, molecular function: RNA binding.